AUGUACUCCAUUCCCCCGCCCCGCCGCUUCCUGGUUCUCUCGGCCUCGGUCUCAGCUCCGUUCGACCCGAGCCACAAGUUCCUCGUCUUGUCGCCCACCGAGUCGGACCCUGACCCUCGCGCUUAUGAUGAGCAGGCUGUAACCGAGUCUGCCACUGCCGACCACGAGCAGGAGCUGCACCGCUCUAACAGCUCCUCCUCCGCUUCAUCAGAGGACUCUCAGUUCAGCGACGUUCAUGCCACCUUGCCUAAUGGCUUCCUCUAUCUCGGCCACGUCAAAAAAAGCCGCACCUCCCAGUGA
Messenger RNA from Penicillium canariense, 300 nucleotides. RefSeq lists its product as uncharacterized. The transcript has a single exon. Bases 1 to 300 code for a protein of 99 amino acids. The record is from RefSeq and is a predicted model, not a curated record. NCBI's taxonomy places the organism in Eukaryota, Fungi, Ascomycota, Eurotiomycetes, Eurotiales, Aspergillaceae.